UUCACGCUGUAUGUGACAAAGCUUACCAAAAGCAUCUGUCAUCUUCAGCAGGGGAUGACAUUUGUAAGGUGUUCCUGUUUGGUCUGUCCUAUAUGGAUGAUUGUGACUUUUCUUCCAGACAUGUACCACCUCCUACAAAGUGUCUGGGAGUCACAAAAAUAUUCAUUCUUGUCAUAGCACAUCCAGUCGUGUCUGUGACAUGCGUGAAGGGACCGGACGGCUCUUUCCCAAAGCUCCUGCUCUGCAUUGCUGAGGGCUUUUACCCUGCUGCUCUGGAACAGGCCUGGAUCAGAGAUGGAGAAUAUAUCACUUACCUGAAUACUUCACACACACUCACAAACAGACAAUACCUGAACACCUCUGACAUCCACUGGAACUACAGUAUCAAUGCAGAUGGAUCCUACAGACUCAUGUCAUAUCUUCAGCUGCCGUCACACACACCUGAACACUCUGUUUACUGCUCGGUGAAUCACAUGUCCCUGAGUCAGCCUGUCACUGUUAACAUAUCUUCCAUUGCCUGCUUUGAAGGAGAUGUCUGGUGGAGAGAUGCAUUUAUAAUAGUUGCAGGCAUCAGCUGUGCAGUGACGAUUGCUUUUAUCCUUGCAGUCUGUUGUCACCAUCUCAGGUGGUCCUGCUCACGAUCUUCUAGAGGAGAUCUGCCCCCACAUGUGCCUACAUCCCCCUCUCAAAUGCAGAUCGAGUUGUACUCAACACUGGGGAACCAUCAGCCAGUUCCAUGCCAGUCCAGUACAAACCAUACUAGAACUCCCACUUUCUCACAACGAUGGACUCCUACCAAUCCAGCAUUUCAUAGUGCAUGACUGAUCAGCUGAUCUAAAGCAAAUCACAUCCGAGGUCAUCAUAUUCUACAUUCUACAGUAACUAGAGUUUAGUGGGCUUGUGUCUAGUGUAAACUUAGUAAAUGUAAAUUAUAUAUAUUCAAGAUGAGAUCUCGCCACUGGAUGUUUAACAUUUAUGUUCACUAGCCCACCUAAUUGCAAUAAACCAUGACAAGUUGUCAGUAAAAUCAAAUGCAUACAAAAUGUUGUGCAGUUCAUCAGUCAGUGUUUCUAAGUACUUGCCAGUCUCCAAUACGAGCAUGAUUAUUAAUCGAUGAAGGUGAAUUCUUGUCAAUGCCAGUCGUGACUAUUCCUAAUUCUUAAUUAAAGUAGGGUUCCAAGCACAGUGCUCAUAGUGCUUGGACCCCAAUAAAUUGAGGGGAUUCAAGUAAGAUAACGUACUUCAUAA
Messenger RNA from Electrophorus electricus (electric eel), 1248 nucleotides. The record is from RefSeq and is a predicted model, not a curated record. Lineage: Eukaryota; Metazoa; Chordata; Actinopteri; Gymnotiformes; Gymnotidae.